Messenger RNA from Ostrea edulis (European flat oyster), 6175 nucleotides. RefSeq lists its product as uncharacterized. Gene Ontology annotation, molecular function: zinc ion binding. The record is from RefSeq and is a predicted model, not a curated record. The coding region runs from base 3586 to 5508 and encodes 640 amino acids. The transcript is spliced from 8 exons. NCBI's taxonomy places the organism in Eukaryota, Metazoa, Mollusca, Bivalvia, Ostreida, Ostreidae.
AGUAUCCUUAAGUAGGACCGGAAUUGUUGUCACUCUGUGCAUGCGCGUGAUCACGUGAACGGGGAAGAACAGUGAUCAGUAUUUACUAUGACUGAUUGCCUUGUAAACGCAGAUCGAAAGAGUAGUUGAAUAUAUGAAGAUGUGAUUCCUGAUGUGUUCUAAUUUGUGUAUAGACUGACAGAUGAUCCUAUGAUAUUGAUUAUAUAUCGUGUCAAAACUCUACACAAACUCCGACAACAACGGAAACACACGAAGUAUUCCGAUUGCAACAACGCUGUGUGGUGUUGUUGUACACACAUGGCAAUUUAAACGUGUAGCAUGGGAUAAAAUACAGGGAUUCCAGGUCAUUCCGAAAGUUUCAGGAACUUCGCGCCAUUGCGAACAGGAACAUUAACAUCAAGGCCAGGCGCAGCAGACGACAGGGCUGAGAUUGUAGGCCUAGUUGGCUUUCACCGAUUUUCUUCGUGUGUGUAAUACAUGACUGCUAAACUCAACAUUGCCAGCAGAGACGAGGGAACUAAGACUACGGAUAAAAGUACCUAAACGUGAUACCUGGUAUCCGACGAUGUUUUCCAUAACGCAUGGCCUACAGAAACAGUAAGGACAUUCGGAUUUUCCGACAGCUCCUUUGAUAACUGGUCCAGACGAAGAAUUCGUUCUUCCUCUGGAUCCCAAUUCCAACCAUUAUAUGCAAGAAAGGGCCAUUAUAGCGGCUAACUUCUCUUCUGGUGAGAAGACUUGGAUGAAUUGACAUCACAGAGAAGGAAGAACGGAAGCCAUUGUUAUAUGGUGGUACAAUGUAUCAGUUCUAUCACUUCAUGCAUAUCGAGAUUUCAGAUAAGAUACACCAGAAUUCAUAGCUUAAGCAAUGUUCUCUUUGACAUUCAAUUUUAUUACUGAUAACCCUAUGUUAUUGUAAAUUCAUUCAUUUUCCUCCAAAGGUGUACAAAUGUUAAAUUCUUUAUUGCUUGUUUAGCUCACCUGAGUCGAUGGCGAGUUUUUCUGAACAAAAUUUGUCCAUUGUCCAUCGUCUUUUCCAGAACCACUGGGUAAAUUUCAACCAAACUUGGCACAGCACCUUUGGGUGAAGGGGAUUCAAAUUUUUAAAAUGAAGGGCCGUGCCCCUUCAAAAAUGCAAAAAUAUGAUGGGGUAAUUUUAAAAUCUUCUCAAGAACCACUGGGCCUGAAGAAAUAAAAUUCAUAUGAAAGCCUAUUGACAUAUUAAAAUUUGUUAAAUGUGUGCCUCCCCCCACCCUCCCCAGGGAUAGCAUGGUGCACAAAACGGGAUAAAAAAAUACAUGCAAAUAUAUAGGGAAAUUUUUUAAUGUCUUCUGAAGAGGCACUGGCCAGAAAAGUACAGAUUUACAUCAAAGGUUUCUGAUAUAAUGCAGAUUAAAAUUUGUUAAAAUCAUAGCCCCAAGGGGUUGGAUGGGGCCGCAAUAGGGGGUAAAAGUUUCACCUACAAAUAUAAUCCAGAUAUUUUUGAAGAUCUGAUGAAGAACCACCGUACCAGAUAUGUUUAUGUUUACAUGAAAGUUUCCUGACAUAGUGCAGAUUGAAGUUUGUUAAAAUCAUGGCCCCGGGGUGUAGGGUGGGGCCACAAUAUGGGAACAACGAUUUACAUGGGGGAAAAUGGGCAAAUCUUCUCAAGAACCACUGAGCAAAAAAAGUUGCCAAAACAUUUCUUUUAGUGAUGUAAGCAGUGAAAAUAGACUUUUCUUCUAGCUGCCACCACCACCCCCACCCCCCCCCCCCCCUCCACUGCAGGGGAUCAAAGUUUUGCAUACAAAUAUACACUGGACCAGAAAAGUUUACAUUUACAUGUAAGCUUUCUGACAUAGUACUGAUUCAAAAUCUCCCUGGGGCUGGGGUGGGUUUAGGUGGGAGCCACAAUAGGGAUUAAAGUUUUACAUUCGAAUAAUUAUGUAGGGGAAAUCAUUCUGAGAAUUUCACUUUUUAAAUGGCAUAAAUAGUAGGUUUAUGUCUUUUUGAUGCGGCAUAAACCUAUAGCAUUUGGCAUACACCUGACCAAAACUCCUUGCAGGGAGUGCACCACAUUUCUCUCCCCUCAAAAUUCAACCAUACUCGUCUGUUCAGCCAUUGUGGUUUGAAUUCACGUUUUCUUUUUCUUCUUUUUCAUAUAGCUUGCGUUUUUCUUGUUCUGAUUUUUUUGUUUGUUUGACACCAUUUGGUUUAAUACCGGGCUUUACGUGCCUUCAGAAUAUUUUAACUGCAGAACCAUUUACACGUCAUUUGUUGACGUUCACCUCAAAUUAUAUUUGCUAAGUAAGAAGUAUAUUAUUUUCUUUUAACAUUCUUGCAAUAUUUGAAUAGUUGCGAAAUAAAGAAGAAAGGACAACUCUUGUUAUAUUGUUAGGGAAAAUUUCAAUUUAAAAAUCGAUCCGAAUAAAAUUCAUCAAUGCAGAUAAAAAAAAAAGCAUCGACAUUUAAAGACAUACGAAUCAUACGCUGAACAAUUUGUCUAGAACACGUCAUAAUCUUCAAACCACUUACACACUUAAGUCGUAUAUUUUAAAAUCAAUGGGAGCACAAUCCACGUCCCAAAAUAGAUUUUGACGAUUGUAAGGGAAAAUAUUUAUUAUACCCCCCGCAACAAGUUGUGGGGGGGGGGGGGGUAUACUGGAAUCAGGUUGUCCGUCUGUCUGUCCGUCCGUCCGUCCGUCUGUCCGUCCGUCCGUCUGUAGACACAAUGGUUUCCGGACUCUAAAGCAUUAUCCUUUCCACCUACCGUCACCAUAUCAUACAUAUGGACUACCCAUGGGAUGAAGAUGUUCCCUAUCGAUUUUGGGGUCAAAAGGUCAAAGGUCAAGCGCACUGGACAUCGAAGUAGCAAUAUGGUUUCCGGGCUCUAAAGCGUUAUCCUUUCCACCUACAGUCACCAUAUCAUACAUAUGGACUACCCAUGGGAUGAAGAUGUUCCCUAUCGAUUUUGGGGUCAAAAGGUCAAAGGUCACACGCACUGGACAUCGAAGUAACAAUAUGGUUUGGUUUGUCAUGCCAUUUGUUUUUUACACUCAGAAAAGAGGUAGUUUAUACCUAUUACCAACACCCUUUGGGAGAUUGGGGUAAGCGGGGGGUAUUCUUAGUGAGCAUUGCUCACAGUACCUCUUGUUUUAAGUGCAUUAUCACACACGUAGCAUAAUUAUUUCUUUGUUUCUUGGAAUUUGGCAUAGACAAUUCGGGAUAUCUUAUUUGCACAUGACAUGGUACAACCUCAUUUGGCAUAGCCGCGGUCUAUCGGUUAAAUUCUGAGACUGGAAAAUCUUUAAAUAUGGGUUAAGGUGACUCGGGUGAGCAAUGUGGCUCAUGGGCCUCUUGUUUUAAAUAUCCUACAGUUGCCAUAUCACUGCAUAGAUGAAUUCAAUACUAUAGUUUUUCCACAGGUGAUAGCAGUUAGAUUUAUCAGCAUCACAAGAUAACAGCUAGAUAUAGCAGCAUCACAAGGAGAGAAGAAUGGAAAACAUGUGGUGGUUCAUACUGGACUUUCAUGAGGUCUUGCAGAACUGAGAAAAGGAAGUCGACGUCAAAGUGAUUGUAUUCCUAAAGACCCCGACCCUCCACAUCAUGGACACACUAGGACUCAGUACUCAGCUAAAAGUACGACAAUGUUCUCAAUGUCAGAGGGACACUGAAUUUUACUGUAACACAUGUAAACGUGAUCUGUGUUUACAGUGUAAAAAGAAACGUGUUACAGAAAAUAACACCAAAUAUCACAAUGUAGUGUUCUAUAUAACUCGUCAUACUGAGAGGAGUUUUACCACACAGUGUAAACUACGACAGUGUUCUCAAUGUCAGGGGGACACUGAGUUCUACUGUAACACAUGUAAACGUGAUCUGUGUUUACAGUGUAAAGAGAAACAUGUCAUUGAUCUACAUACCAAACACCAUGAUGUUGUGAUUUACCGUGAGAAGUUUAAUUGUUUCCCUUUACGAGAGACCUGUGUCAGACAUCCAAAGAGAAAAUACAGAAUGUUCUGUGAUCAGUGUAACUAUUCCGUGUGUAAGUGCUGUACAGACCACAGAACACACGCGCUGGUGGAUCUUAGAACAGCCUAUCAAACAAAGCGACAACAACACAGAGAAAUCAUUGACAACAUCAGAAGUGAGACUCUCUAUAACUGUCGUGUUCUCCUGACAGGAAUCCAAACUGAUAUCCAAACUUGUCCCCCACAAAUCUGUCACCGUCAAUCACAGAUGUCAACAAAAGCCCAGAGACUGAAGGAUCUGAUUGACACUGUGGUAUGUGAUGUUAAAACAAGAUACCGAGGUUUAUUGAUUGAUAGAAUACAACAACAGAAGAGAAAAAUGAACAGACAACUUGUUCACCUACAGAACUAUGAAGACAGAUAUGAACAAUCAGCAAACAGAGCGGUACAAUUCCUCUUGUUUAUAAAGACCAGUCGUGUCCCCCAGAUAAAGAAUAGUCCUAGUCAGUUAUUGAGUGUCAUCACAGAAAUCCAAAUGACAACAGGAAAACGACAAGUAGGAAUAGACGAGUGUGUGAAACUGAUGUCCACACCUGUAUUACACACGUCUGUCUGUGUGACAGGUGUUAGUCACGGUGUGUUUCACAUAUCUCGUGUGAUGUCAGACCGGGUCUGGGUCUCUGAUUUUAACAAUCUCAUCUUGACAGACACAACAGGAGACACUAUACACCGUGUGACAGAUAUAACACCAUUGUUUAGAGGAGUACACACAGUGAACAGUUCUGGUGAACUGAUUUAUAUAGACAGGAAACGUAACAUCAACAAACUGUCUACAGACAAUAAAACAGUCACCAGACUGAUACAGAGAACAUCACCAUGGUAUCCAGUGUGUGUGUGCUGCUCCCCGUCCACUGGAGAUCUGAUGGUGGCGAUGUAUAACACUGAUACAAAGACAGGCAAGGUAACCCGGUACAACAGUAGUGGUCAACACAUCCUGACCAUAGAACACGACAACACAGGUCACACACUGUAUAGUCAGCCUCUCUAUAUCACAGAGAACAAUAACGGUGAUAUCAUUGUGUCUGACUACAUUAAUUCUAAACGUGGUGCUGUAGUGGUGACAGAGCGCGGGGGCAGACAUCGAUUCUCCUACACAGAACCUCCAUCAGGAUCAUCACUACGACCACUAGGAAUCUGUACAGACGCGCUGUCACACAUCCUGGUGUGUGAUUAUUACACAGUACAGAUGAUUGACAAGGACGGUCACUUCCUGUCUCUGUUACUGACACAACACGGGAUAAACAUACCAUACAGCCUGAACUAUGAUGAUAAAACUCACCUUCUCUGGGUCGGAUCAUGGGACACCAACACAGUGUCUGUAUAUAGAUAUCUACAGAGGAGGUACUCUCUGACUGACUAUCCAGACAGUGUGGACGAGGACUCCAAAGAAGAAUCUGACUCUGAUAACGAGGACGCCAGAGAAGAAUCUGACUCUAAUGAAGAGGACGCCAGGGGAGAAGCUGAUCCUAAAACAUGUUGCCAGCGGUGUAUCUUGGUGUAGAUAUGACUUACGAUUACCAUUACCCUUCCUUCAGCCAAUGAAUCUGGUCUACAUUUCCUGAUCAAGGGAUGGCAGACAUUGCCUACAUUUCCUCAUCUACACUGAUGGUGGACGCUCAUUACAUUUCCUCAAGUAGUGAUGAUGGACAUUGAUUACAUUUCCUCAUCUAGUGAUGGCGGACAUUAAUUACAUUUCCUCAAGUAGUGAUGGUGGACAUUGAUUACAUUUCCUCAUCAAGUGAUGGUGGACACUGAUUACAUUUCCUCAUCUAGUGAUGGUGGACAUUGAUUACAUUUCCUCAUCUAGUGAUGGUGGACACUGAUUACAUUUCCUCAUCUAGUGAUGGUGGACACUGAUUACAUUUCCUCAUCUAGUGAUGGUGGACACUGAUUACAUUUCCUCAUCUAGUGAUGGUGGACACUGAUUACAUUUCCUCAUCUAGUGAUGGUGGACACUGAUUACAUUUCCUCAUCUAGUGAUGGUGGACACUGAUUACAUUUCCUCAUCUAGUGAUGGUGGACAUUGAUUACAUUUCCUCAUCUAGUGAUGGUGGACAUUGAUUACAUUUCCUCAUGUAGUGAUGGUGGACAUUGAUUACAUUUUCAUUUCAGCUCGAUGUGAUAUAUGGUUAUUUUUAAGAAAUAUUAAAUCAUGUAUUUUCAUAGAA